Morchella importuna is the source of this 1509-nucleotide messenger RNA. RefSeq lists its product as uncharacterized. Lineage: Eukaryota; Fungi; Ascomycota; Pezizomycetes; Pezizales; Morchellaceae. The transcript has a single exon. The coding region runs from base 1 to 1509 and encodes 502 amino acids. The record is from RefSeq and is a predicted model, not a curated record.
AUGGCUUCAAUGCAAUAUUUGGACCCUCAGGGCCGACUACUCCGCCAAAUAGACUCGCUGGUUUUAGAAGCCUCAGGUCUAUACCACCUCGACGCCGACUUGGGUAACACCUCGUUAAGCGCCGAUACAGAAAACACCCUGAGCGGCAUCGUCCUCAAAGAUCUGCAUACAAGCAGAUUCAACAAGCCGCUAAUCCUACUCCUACUGACAAGCCUCGGGCAACAAGCCAAACUCGCCACCGCAGUCUCCAAAAUAGGAGACGAACUCGCCCUCUUGAGAAAGGAGAUCACGGCCCCCAAAGCUGCGCCUCCCACCUCAAACCCCCGCAUCAUCCAGAAGUUGGACGCCCUAAUCGGCAAAGCCAACACACCCACACCAACCCCCCAGGCCCCCCACAGGCCUACCCCGCCCGCCAAGCCUGCCCUACCAAGGGCAACCCCCACACACGCUCAGGUGGUUCGCUCCGCCCCCAACCCACCCAAUACCCCCAGCAAGAAGACUGCCAAAACAGCCCAGGCAUCGGCCCCAGGAUCCUCCCCGAAGGAGAAGGCCCUACCAGCAGCCCACCGCCGCUUCUUUGCUACAAGGAUAACCCCUAGCCCCAUCACCGACGCCGAAAAGCUAUCGGCAACCCUCCCUCGCCUCUUCGGCCUAGCUCUGGCCCGAAACAACCAAACCGCUCCGGUGACUUCCCUCUCCGUCACUAUCAACCCCAGAGGCACCGUCUCUGUCACAGCCCCCCCUACCGUCCCAUCAACGGUCUACGCACCCUUCUUCGAGGCCCUCACCACCAUCCUCAACGUAGAGGUGGCCACCCCCGAGAACCCCUUCACUACCUUUCGCCCCGCCCCCACCAACGUCGACCUCGCCAUCCAUGGCGUCCCCCUUUACGAACUCCCCAACCAGGAGUGCCUUGAGGAGAUUCUGCCCUCCGCUCUGAGGCUCGCCGUUGGGAUCACCCCUGCCGCCGUCCGGUUCCCAAACACGGACGAAUCCUCCCGCUGCGCCAAGGCCACCACCUCAGUCGUCGUCUCUGUAACGGCAGAUGAGGCAGCGACCAUUGGCACUACUAUCCGUCUCUUCUCCCGCCCCAGACGCUGCAACGUCAUGGGGCGAGCGUCCACCUCCACUCAAUGCAGGAAUUGCUGCAAACUCGGUCACGCCACCCAAGGAUGCAGGUCCCCCACCGCCUGCCCCCUGUGCACCCUCCCCCACAAACUUCAGGAUCACCGCUGCUCAGUCCCCUCAUGCAAAGGGGCAUCAGCGCCCCUUGAAAACUGCUGCGAAAUCUCCCCCGCCAAGUGCGUCAACUGCAGCGGGGCCCACCGCUCCUUCACCCCCUCCUGCCCUAGCAGGAAACCCACCACCACCGCCAACCCCCCCUCAACCCACACCGCUAUGGACAUCUCACAAGAAGACGUAGCGCCCGCACCUCUCCGCAACUUUCUUGGGAUGCCAAUUACGGCCCCCCUCAACCCUCCCCUCUCCUCCCAACCCAGCCUCCGCUAA